GGAGCGCCGAGGAUGGCCAUGAUGGCGGCCGGGACGGGCAAGCCCCGCCGGCGGCGCGCAGGAAAUAAGCAUUCAUCUGCUCUGAAAAAUGAAGAUGCUGCUCAAAGGAAAGCAGUUCUGGAGGCUGCACUGAGAAAGAAGAUUGAAUUUGAGAAAAAAGCAUUGUCYAUUGUUGAACAGCUCCUGGAAGAGGACAUUACUGAAGAAUUCCUUCUAAAUUGUGGAAAAUGUAUUACUCCAUCUCAUUAUAAAGACAUUGUUGAUGAACGGUCUAUCAUCAAACUGUGUGGUUAUCCUCUAUGUCAGAAUAAACUGGAAAAUGUGCCAAAGCAGAAGUACAGGAUUUCAACAAAAACAAACAGAGUUUAUGAUAUCACUGAAAGAAAGUGCUUUUGCAGCAACUUUUGCUAUAGAGCAUCUAAAUAUUUUGAAGCUCAAAUUUCCAAAAGUCCGGUAUGGAUGAGAGAAGAAGAAAAACCACCAGACAUAGAGCUGCUGAAGGAGGGAUGGAGUGGGCAGUCUGGAGAAGAGGUGAAACUACGUGAUGAAGUAAUUAAAGCAUCUGACAUUGAAAAUCCUAGGAUAUCUUCAGAUACAUGUGAAUCUGGUUCUCAUGACACAGCCAGUGACAGCAGUACUGAUACUGAACAAGAAUUUGUUUCUUCUGUCCUACCAGGAAGUCAGUCAAGUUCAGCCAAUUUUGCGCAGCAAUUGCCCAGGAAAAGCAUCCUCAAAAAGAAGCAUUCUCCAAAAGUCAGCCCUAAAACUGAAGAUGCAGAUAUCAUAGAAGCCACUGAACAACUCUCUCAUUGUAAACUAGACACUCAGGAAGAAACACAUGCUUGCUCUGUUCAUAAUGAAGUAGCUGCACCACCUUCCAACAGUACUGCUCUAGGGAAAUCAAGUCCUUCAGAAAUCUGUGAAAAUGCAUGUGGAUCACAGAUAGUUUUUCUAGGUGUKAGCAAAAGAGGGGCAGAACAUCUUAAAAGAACACUAGCUAACUCAACAGAAUAUAAAAAACCUGAACUGAGGUGUCCAGGUAAUUCCAAAGGCAGUUUACUAGAAGUGCUUAGGCAAACACUUAUGGAAUGGAGAACUGAGGAAACUUUAAAAUUUCUCUAUGGCCCAAACUAUACUUCUUUGUGCUCGUCAGAGUGCAUAGCGUCUGCUGACCAGGAGACUGAAGAACUUGAUGAGGAUGACUUAGAUACACCUGAUGAUCUCAACACUGUUGAUGUAGGAGAGUCUGAAAACAGCUUGAACUACUCUYUACCUUUCACAGGCUCAGGUGGAAUAGUUAAGCCUAUGCCUAGUUAUGAAAAGUUAAAAGAAGAAACAGAGUUCCUAGAACUCCGAGUAAGAGAGUUCUAUAAAGGAAGUUGCAUCUUGGCUGAAGAGGCAGCGACACAUGCGCAAUCAGGAGAACAUCCAAGCAAAGACAAAGAUGAUCAGCAGGAAGAUCUCACCUUCCCACUUGUUGAUUCAAAUGCGCAAAUGCAGAUUAGGAGGCGAAUUGUCCUUGAAAAACUGAGAAAAGCAUUAUCUACAGUUUUGGGCCCGCUUCAGAUUGGUUCUGGUGAUAUUUACCCAGAGCUAAAAAGUCUUGUCAAAACUUUUCGAUUGUCACAAACAACUCCACUUUUCAAGAACAGUCAGACGAGCCCAGUGUACACACAGUUCCUGACCACAUUACUGGAAGAACUGCAUUUCAAAAGUGAAGAUCUGGAAAAUUUAACAAGAAUAUUUAGAAUGGACUGAGAACUUGAAUGAAUAACAUGAUCAUCUUAGCAUCCCCUACUACCUGAAAUAGUUGUACAGAAAGCAAAAGAGCACCUUCAAUUGUUUGAACUUUUUAAAAUGAAAAAUGCAUUUAGUAUGAAUUGCACUGCUUGCAUUUCUGUUUUUUCAUUUCCUUCCUAUGGGUGAAAAUUUUGAAGUUUUGUGCAGAAGCUGACUGUAACCACAGUUGGUCAAGGUAUGCAUGAAGACAAGUUAAAAGUGUAGAUCAUCUGAAAGGUGUUUAAAAGCAGUAGAAAGGAAUUUGGAUACGUUAGGUUUUUCUUGCUCUGGGAGCUUCCAGUCAAGGUUUAUCCACAGGGAUCAGGGAAAGAGGGGGGAAAAAAGCCUGUGAGCCUCUGAUGGUAAGAACAGUGCUGCUGACAUUUUUCCAGUUGCCCCAGUGCAUGGAGCAGGAGCCUUUAAGAAUGAYGAGAACAGUACACAAAUAUGUCUGAUUCAUAGCCUGUUUAUUUUGCUACUUCUAAGGAAAGGAGUGGUCUUUGAAGUUGUGUAAAAGUUAUUUUUAAACAGACUCGUUACUAAUUUGGACUUUAAUAUAUAAUAACUAAAAACUUUCGGCUUUCAGUAGUCAUUUCAAAGAGUUGUGUUAUUUAGGCUGAGUGUGUUUGGAAUUGCUUCUGUCACUGCCUGAUUAUAAACUGCAAAUUAAAACUAGUCCACUAGUAAUUCUUAAUGAUUCCAUAAUCUGUUUUAUUGCAUAGUUCUCAGUUCAUCGGCCACUGUCCUUGGAGAGACUUGAGAAGAAAGUUGUAACUGUCUGCAGCAAAUGCCAGCACUAGUUGAGGCUGAAGCAAGCCUUACCAGGGCUGCUACACAGCAACUCCAUUCAAAAAACCAAAGCUUAUUCCUUUUUGUUUCUGCAAUWGGACACCUUAAAGGAACUCUACACUGAAUUAGUUUACUGUUGUGUAGUUCCUUCAUGAUAAUAUUUAGAUCUAAUAUGUGGGUCACCCCUGACACACAGAAACUCAUGUAGCUUUGCUGUGGAAGCUUCAUUGUGCAGUAGACUUUAUUUAGGAGAUGCUUGACUUUUCUAAGCUUCCAUUGUCCCAGGAAGUUACGUUCAGUAGUUGUAAAAGCAACAAUUUAGAAUCAGGAUAACCUUAAUGCACAGUUACAGCUAUGUAUUUUUCUAAGUAUUCAAUAGGGAAAAAAAUACCCAUUACGAUCAGAGUAUGUCUGAUACAAAAUUCACAAGAAUUACUGGGUGGAAGUUACUGGAAAAAGUUUACUUGAUACAUAUGGGGAGAAGGGUCAAGACUUCACCAAAACAUAAACUUCUGUAGAAGACUGAGUGAUAGGUAUGAUACUCUGAGCAGAAAUUAAAAUUUGAAUUUACAUCUAUUUGCUUCUGAUUUGGGAAGUUAAAUAUAUUUCUAUCUUUAGCUAGUAGAUUCUGAGUAAGCCAUUAUCCUGUUCAUGCACAUUUACCUUGGGAGUAAAGAUUAUCUCACAACAGUUCUGUCAUACUCAGUCUACCUAGAAGGCAUUACAAAUGUACAUCAUACCUGGAAUAUGAUUGUGUUUCAUCAGGUUUUCUAGCUCUCAUUUGGAAAGUUUUUACAUUUCCUGUCAGUUUAAUGGUGUGGAUUUUUUUUUUCUUUUUUGUAGUUAUUUUUAGGCUUGGUCUUCAGCACCUACUGUGUAGGAAAUGUAUGAUCUUAUAAGAAUUAAUAGGUUGCAGGCCCCCAGACCUCUUUAUCAAGGUCCAUUGUCACUGCUUUUAACUGUUUGCCUCAGCAGCUAAAAAAAUAAGGUUUCAGUAUUUUUGCAUCUCUUCUUUCACUGUUGUGUAGUAAGCGCCUCAUUCUUUUUCUUGCUCUAAGAGAACAGAACAACCUUUCUCCAUCCAUAAGGCCAGAAGAAAGUCUUCUGUGGUAUGCUGGAAACACCCUCAAGGGGUAUUCUUCACUUGUAAUGAUUUCAUCUCCAUUAGACAUGAGUAACACACACGUAAAUAAAUGCAGAAAGUAUACAUAUAUACCCAUUACUUCUGAGUAGGAGAGAGGCUAUAGACUCAUCUCAAAAUGAUCUUUCAAUACUGUCAACCUCAAUUGGUCUAUAAAGAUCACAACUCAGGUACCAAAAAAUCAGUUCAUUUAUGUAGUUUUCUUAUGAGCAUGCUUUGUAACAGCUUAACUGCUUAGAAAUGUUCAAAUCUAGAAACCAUUUUUCAUCUUACAACAAAUUUCUGUUACAACUAUCUGUCCUUCAACAGAUGUCACUGUUUCUUAACUCAAACUGCUUUUUGGUGKUGUUCUGCCCCUUCUCAUUUUAUGUGGGCGGGCAGAUUGUUUUCUUGUGGCCUUAUUUCUGUGCUUACUGUUUUUCUUUCUGUUUUAGUUAAGCAAAUGAGAGCAGUUGACAUUUGGGUCAGUGGUGGUUUCAGCCUAAUCUCAGAUACACUAAAUAGUAGUGACUGAUUUCUGAACUGCAGGUGUGGAGAGACAUUAUGGAUCUGGGGCUUAGGGUAAAUGGGACAGAAGCCUCUAUUUCUGAAGAGCUCCGUGAAAGGGCAUAAACUUGGUGAGGGCAUCAGCUGCUUAGAUGAUGAGGAUCAUAAAGUCACCAAAAUCCAUUGCCAUGACCAUGUAAAGCAUCCAACGCUGUCUGGCCAUGGGACUGUAGCAUGGUGUGUCUCUUUUAAUAGCAGGGGGAUGGAAGAGAAACCAAACUUGU
Molecule: messenger RNA, 4479 nt
Organism: Malurus melanocephalus (red-backed fairy wren)
Lineage: Eukaryota; Metazoa; Chordata; Aves; Passeriformes; Maluridae
Gene: RPAP2
Product: RNA polymerase II associated protein 2
Exons: 12
Coding region: 13-1758 (581 amino acids)
Cellular component (GO): cytoplasm; nucleus
Molecular function (GO): RNA polymerase II CTD heptapeptide repeat phosphatase activity; RNA polymerase core enzyme binding
Source: RefSeq, a predicted model, not a curated record